This is a messenger RNA of Cyphellophora attinorum, 2454 nucleotides long. RefSeq lists its product as uncharacterized. Gene Ontology annotation, biological process: glutathione metabolic process. The transcript has a single exon. Gene Ontology annotation, cellular component: cytosol. Lineage: Eukaryota; Fungi; Ascomycota; Eurotiomycetes; Chaetothyriales; Cyphellophoraceae. Bases 1 to 2454 code for a protein of 817 amino acids. Gene Ontology annotation, molecular function: 5-oxoprolinase (ATP-hydrolyzing) activity. The record is from RefSeq and is a predicted model, not a curated record.
AUGGCACACUUCGCGCAAGAGCAUGGAGUAUCACUGGAGCCAAGAAUCACGCUCUCGCACCAGAUUUCGUCAACAGGCUUCCUAGCACGAGAGAAUGCGGCGAUACUGAACGCAGCGCUGAGGCCACUUGCGGAGAAGACGAUCUCAGGUUUCCAGAAAGCAAUGCUUGAUACAUUCGGCGACUCGCCUUGCGCACUGUACCUCACCCAGAAUGACGGCAGCGUUCUCAGCGCUCGAGAAGCGGUUGAAUUGCCUAUUCGCACGUUCAAUUCAGGACCGACCAACUCAAUACGGGGCGGCAAGUUCCUCUGGGAGACCGCCAACACCGAGAUGGAUCAACCCGCUCAAGGCCCCACCGAGUCUCUGGCGGUAAUUGACAUUGGCGGCACGACAGCCGACUCUGGACUCCUUUUACCUAAUGGACUACCUCGAAUGAGCUCCUUGUUGAGUACGGUAGGCGGAGUCAGGACGAACUUCGCCCUGCCCGCAGUGGAAUCAAUCGGACUUGGCGGCGGCAGCGUCAUCAGAGAUGGAGGUGAGAGUGUUGGCCCUGACAGUGUUGCGCUGGAGCUGCGAUCACGAGCCAAGCUAUUCGGAGGUGACGUUUUGACGGCAACCGAUAUUGUGGCCGCUUCUGAAGCACACGGCCUGUCCCAACGAACUGAUCUGCAAGGGGUCGGCGAUCCUGCGCUUCUAUCGGAUAUCAGUACCGAAAUCGUGUCCAAGGCAAAGCGCAGGAUGCGACAACAAGUGGAGGAUCUAGUGGACCGCACGAAGAUCUCGAAAGGCGACGUUGACGUCCUCAUCGUUGGUGGAGGUGCUAUCUUGAUCGACACUGAUGAGCCAUUGAAGGGCGUACGAAGUGCACGACGCGUGAGAGGGGGAGAGGUCGCAAACGCGGUGGGUGCUGCGAUCUCCCGCGUGUCAGGGAUUGUCGACAUCGUUGCAGAUUUGUCGCAGCAGUCCAUCAAGCAAGCUCAAGCACAGAUCUCGAGGGCUGCAGUAGAGGCUGCAGUGAGCAAUGGCGCGGAGCCAGACUCAGUGGAGAUCGCCGAAGUCACGGUGCUGCCUGUACAAUACGUCGAUGCUAAAGCCCGGAUCGUUGCCCGCGCCGUAGGGAAGCUCGACGUCAUUGCUGCACCCACAGUGCAAGAGAACGCACUUCCAGCACCACCUGUGAGACGGCCUGUGAAUAGACCGACUGUGAAUAGACCGACGAAGAUCGCGAAAUCCGUGGAAAGCACCGAGGCCGACGAUCUUACUGAGUACAAGCCGACCAUCAAGAACGGAGAAUGGACACUCUCUGUGACAGACCUCACGUGGAUUUCCAGUGGAUGCAAAAUACUUGGUUGUGGUGGUGGAGGCGACCCCUACAGCAAUUUUCUCAAGGUCAAAUCCCUCAUUGAGCAAAAGCCUGGCUCGGUCAAGAUCGUCUCGGCUUUCUCUCUCGCGUCACACAAUACUGUUGGAUGGACGGGCUGCAUUGGGAGCCCCGAAGUUAGCUCAGAGCGUUUGGCAGCGGACGAAUGCGACAAAGCCCACCGGGAACUGGUGAAGGUGAUGCAGCUACCGCCGGUUGACGCUUUCAUGGCGCUCGAGAUCGGCGGAGGAAACGGACUUGUCAACUUCGAACUCGCAGCUGCACAUAACGUUCCGGUCGUCGAUGCUGACUUUAUGGGUCGAGCGUAUCCAACUGGAUGGCAAACGACACCGAAUGUGUACGGCUCAGCCAGAGGCGAGGCGUUGUUGCCGGCUACUAUUGCCAGCGGAGACGGCUCGUUCAUGACACUCACCUCUACACGAACCGAUCGGCUCGUGGACAAGAUCCUACGCGCUGCGUGUGUGGAGAUGGGUCUAUUGGCAGGCCAUGCAGCGCCUCCAAAGUCGGCACAAGCGGUCCAGGAACAAGGUGUUCUGAACACCGUUUCAUUGGCAUGGUCCAUUGGUAGAGCCAUUGAGCUGGAGAAGAAUGUUGCUGACAGACCUCAACGAAUCAUUGACGCUGUGGGAGGCAGUGAAACAGCUCGCGUUCUCGCUCAAGGGAAGAUCGUCAGUGUCGAGCGUGUGCUGCGAACAGGCCAUUCAUAUGGUGUAGCUGAGAUUGACGGAACACUUUCAGACGGCAGCAAGGCGACGGUGUCUGUGCCGUUCAAGAACGAAAACGCAUAUGUCGAGGCUGUCGAAGCAGGUCAAUCAUGCCCUCGCGUGCUUGCAUCCGUGCCGGAUCUUAUUGCUGUACUUGACGCAGAGACAGCCCAAGGGUUGGGGACGCCAAAUUACAAGUAUGGGCUCAAGGUUGUUGUCAUUGCGAUCACAGCAUCACCAAGAUGGACAGACACUGCAAGAGGACUGGAACUCGGCGGACCGGCCUCAAUGGGGUUCCCUGAGAUCGAAUACGUGCCUGUGGGAACGUUUCGCGUGCCGAAGAGUGUCAUCGAUCUGUAUGGAGGUUGA